CUGCGGCUCGUGUUCCUCUCUGUAGACAAGGACGCGUCGGGUACGGUGGAGAAGAAGGAGCUCAUCGAUCACAUGGAGCGGCUGGACAAGCAGUUGAGCCGAGCUGAGAUUGAAAACCUCGUCAAGUUCAUCGACAAGGACGGCGACGGCGAGCUGACGCUGGAGGAGCUC
Molecule: messenger RNA, 171 nt
Organism: Guillardia theta CCMP2712
Lineage: Eukaryota; Cryptophyceae; Pyrenomonadales; Geminigeraceae
Exons: 1
Molecular function (GO): calcium ion binding
Source: RefSeq, a predicted model, not a curated record